AUGAAGGGCACCCCCAGCUCCCUGGACACCCUACUGUGGGUCUACCACUUCCACAGCUCCACCGAGGUGGCCCUGCAGCCCCCACUCCUCUCCUCCCUGGAGCUCGCCGCUGCGGCGGCCCACGAGUAUCUGGAGCAGAGGUUCGGCGAGCUGGGGUCCCCGGAGCCUGGGGAGGCGGCAAAGCCGCCCACCCUGGGUCUGGUGCUGAGAGAAGCCGCGGCCAGCAUCGUGAGCUUCGGGGCCGCCUUGGUCGAGAUCUCAGCCCUGUGGCUGCAGAAGGAGGCGCGACGGCUGGAGGGUGGCGGCGGCCCAGGUGUAGCCCCAGAAACUGGGGAUCCGGGCGGAGCGCUGGCCCGCGUGGCUCAGGCUGCGGGGCGAGGUGCCCGGCAAGCUGGGGUCGCGGCGCGGGUGGGCGCCCGGCUCCUCAUGCAGGGCGCGUGGCUGUGCCUGUGCGGCCGGGGGCUACAGGAGUCCGGCCCUUUCCUGCAGCAGUGGCCAUGCCAGCCCGGAAACUCGGGAGACCUCCUGCUGGCCGACGACGGGGGACCUGAGGCUCCACCACCAUCCCAGCCCCACCCCGCACCCAAAUAA
Molecule: messenger RNA, 591 nt
Organism: Lepus europaeus (European hare)
Lineage: Eukaryota; Metazoa; Chordata; Mammalia; Lagomorpha; Leporidae
Gene: C18H17orf107
Product: chromosome 18 C17orf107 homolog
Exons: 4
Coding region: 1-591 (196 amino acids)
Source: RefSeq, a predicted model, not a curated record